This is a messenger RNA of Epithele typhae, 3081 nucleotides long. RefSeq names its product atypical/TAF1 protein kinase. Gene Ontology annotation, biological process: RNA polymerase II preinitiation complex assembly; transcription by RNA polymerase II. The transcript is spliced from 12 exons. Gene Ontology annotation, molecular function: TBP-class protein binding; RNA polymerase II general transcription initiation factor activity; RNA polymerase II general transcription initiation factor binding. Gene Ontology annotation, cellular component: transcription factor TFIID complex. NCBI's taxonomy places the organism in Eukaryota, Fungi, Basidiomycota, Agaricomycetes, Polyporales, Epitheliaceae. The record is from RefSeq and is a predicted model, not a curated record. The coding region runs from base 1 to 3081 and encodes 1026 amino acids.
AUGUCCCAAGAAGAAGACAGUGUCAUUGCGACGCUUACGGGCUUCUCGCUCAACAAUGUACUUUCCGGACUUGACCUACCAACUGGACCGGGGCUCUCAAACCAGCUUGGCAUCUCUGGGGUUCCAACAUUGAGCGAAAAGCAGAUCUACAAUGACCGCUGGGACGAUGACGGCGAUUCAGUGGUUGGCCCUGGAGAGGGAAAGGACUAUGAGGACGAAGUGGACAGGGAGCUUGCCGAAGAAGAGGAGGAAGAAGACGUCAGUAUGGUCAAAGCGGAGGUCCUGUCGCCCUCCAUUGGCGUCAGACAGAAGCGCAAACGUAUUGUUCGGCGGAUGGUGGAGCGUCCAAAGACCGUGUAUGAAAGGUUUCCGACAUUCGAGAAAGACAAGGUUUUGGAGUUCACCGAGCUUUUCAAGGGAGUCACGGUCCACAAAUCACUUCUUUCCAAGCGGCCUUUCACUGUUGAAUCGGUGUAUCCGAAGAAGAAGGAAGUGCCGAAGAACUUCCUUCAGGCUAUCGUCGGAGAUACUGAACGUCAAGUGGAAAGCAAACGAGUAGAACAAGUAGUCGCGGCUGGUGAUGUCGAGCAUGACCUCCGCCGAGCACUUCAGGCACGGACGUCGGACGGCUCUUCCGCAAUUCCCUUUGACGACCGCUCGUUUGAUCUUGUCAACAUCACCAACUGGGAGGAUAGGGUCAUUUGGGAACCGGAUGAGGACGUUGACGGCUCGCUAGGCUUACCUGACACCGAUCUCGCGAGGCCACUGAACAAGACGCUUGGGUCUGGGGUCUGGACCCAAAGCAUUAUUUGGGGUCCUCGCGAGCCCUUCCGGGACUUCACUCAGCUCGAGCUGCACGAGGAAGACACGACAACCAACCGAAGACAAUUCAAUAUCUCGAACGACCAAUUUUACGAGGUCUCCAAAGACGGCGGGCGCAUCGUGUACGGCAAACGUUCGGUCAGCUCGUUGUGGAACAUGCGUAUCCUGCGCAAAAACUGCAGUUGCCCUUCUACAAGACACGCCUGUCGAAACAGGAGGCGCGCUCCUUCCACCGCCCGCCCUACAGUUUCCCUCCAACAUCGAGAUACACUUCAGCAAGGUGCGGACGGCGAAGAAGAAGAAGACAAGGCCGGACGCAAGGUUGGAAAGGGCGGCGAUAUUGGCGAAGGUCUGCAUCGAACAGGCGAUCUCAGCCUGCGCGAUACGAGCAAUUUCGUCAUCUGGGAAUUCUCCGAGGAGCACCCGCCUAUCAUCUCCAACUUCGGUAUGGGUAGUAUUCUUGUGAACUACUAUCGCAAGAAGAGCGAGAAGGACGACCACAUACCGAAGAGCGAACUUGGCGAGCCGAUCGUGAUUGAGCCGCAAGAUGAAUCUCCGUUCAUGAAAUUCGGCUACGUGUAUCCCGGACAAACUGUACAGGCUCUGUACAAUAACCUGCUCCGAGCUCCUCUGUUCCGACAAAAACCCUACCCAACGGAUUUCCUCCUCAUUCGCACGACGGUCAAAGGCGAGGCCAAGUACUAUAUCCGCGAGAUCCCUCACCUGUUCGUCGUCGGGCAGACGUACCCUGUGACGGAAGUCCCGGGUCCACAUUCUCGGAAGAUCACCAACACCAUCAAGCUCCGUCUUCAGAUCAUAGCGUUCAAGCUACUGGAGAAGAGCACGGAGAAGCGCCUGAAGAUCUCGCGGCUCAUGAAGUAUUUCCCGGACCAGAACGAGCUGCAGAUGCGUCAGCGUCUGAAGGAGUUCAUGGAGUACCACCGGCGAGGGCCGCACCAAGGUUUCUGGCGGCUCAAGGGCAACUGGACGAUCCCCUCGGACACCGACAUGCUGAAGAUGGUCACCCCCGAACAGGUCGUCUUGUCGGAGAGCAUGCAGGUCGGCCAGCGGCAUCUCCAGGACUCCGGUUACAGUUACAACGGGGAGGUGGCGGAGGAAGACGAGGGCAACCUCUCCAUCGAGCAGCAGCUGGCGCCUUGGAUCACGACGAAGAACUUCCUGUUCGCCACACAGGCCAAGGCGAUGCUCAAGCUCCACGGUGAAGGCGACCCUACGGGCCGCGGCGAGGCGUUCAGCUUCAUCCGUGUCUCUAUGAAGGACAUCUUCGUCAAGGCGGGGGAGGACUACGAGCAGAAGCUUGCCGAGGCCGAGAACCGCCCCAAGUCGGCUCACCGCUACAACGUUGCCGAGCAGCAGCUGAUCUACAAGUCCGAGGUGGAGCGCAUCUGGAAGGCGCAGUUCGCCUCGCUCAGCCGCAAGGACGAGCCCGAGCUGACGAAGGAGGACGAGGAGGCGGUGCGGAGGGCCGAGGCCACGCCCUCGUCGCCCGUGUUCAGCCGCGGGUCGUCUCUCGCACUGCGUGAGGGCAGCCUCGGUCCGGCGGCGGAAGGGAAGCACGUCCUCCGCAUCAAGCGCGUCGUGAACGGCGAGGUGCGGCACGAGAUCGUACGCGACGCGGCGGUGAUCAACGCGUACGUGAAGAAGCGGCAGGCGAUCGAGGAGGAAAACACGAUCACAGACCUGCUCGCCCCGACCGGGGACGCAGACCGGGACAGGCGUGCGAUCAAGAGGAUCGAGGAGGAGCUUGCCCGGCGGAAGAAGAACCAGGAGCGGCGGCUCCACCGAAAGAACGCAAAGAUAGUCAAGGAGGGCGGGACGCCGCUGCAGCUCAACCGUCCAAUCAAACCCGACACCACGCGGCGCUGCGGGCACUGUGGGCAAAUGGGACACAUGAAAACGAACCGCAAAUGCCCCCGCUGGGCCGAGUUCAACUCCGGCAACCCCCCGCUGCCCGCUGCGGCCGUGCCGGGCGGGGCGUCGAGCCCGCCUGCGGGCACCGCGCCCGCGGCCUCGGGCACGCCUACGCUCCCAUCCGCAAGCUUCUCGCUCGGGGAUUCGCUCGGGAACUCGCUGCGGGCGCCGUCGUUCGCGGGCGCGCACGGGCCCUCCCCGCUCGCGACGAGCCCCCCAGUGAUGGCGAUGGAGCAGGACGAGGACGACGAGGACGACGAGGGAGACUCGGCGCCGGGCACGCCCGCGGGGAUGCCCAAGCUGAAGCUCAUGAUCGGGAAGAAGUGA